UUGUUUGGUAACAACAGACACAUUGUGGGUUUGAACCUUUUCUGUGGUUGGCGUAUUCACUUUUUUUUUCACAGCCUACUUCAGAGUUAUGUUAACACAGGGAGGAUGCAAAAGAAUUAAGACUAGAGCAGUAUUUUCUCCCAGCGAGUUAUAGUCUGCAGCUAAUCGUAAUUGGCUUACAGCUAAGGAACACAUUUAAUCAAUACACUUUAUUAAAUAAACAUUCAAACCGACAGCAUAAAUACAUAUUUACAAAGUUGGGAGAGCUGAUUUAGGCUAAGUCUAAAGGACUGACCUUCCCUUCUACCCACUUUGACAAACGCUCAGCCUCUCACUCAUUCUUACUCACUCUUAAUAAUAUAUAUCAACGUGCUCUGAGCUUGGAGCGAGUGUCUGCCCAGGGUCCUGUGGUGUGUGGUCGUAUGUCUCCUGCUCUAGACUUCAGAGUCUCAGCGAUCAGAGGGCAGAAUCGCUUGUAGCUCUCUGACACAUGGGGUGUAACUCUAAUCUGUCUUGCGUGUGCCAACUUCUAAUAGGUCUCAUAUUAUAAUAAGCUCAAAUAAGGUCCUCUUCUGACUUUGAAUAUGAAGCAACCACUUUAUUUAUAUUUUUCUUUUAUGUGAAAUACGAAAUAAUAGAGUUUAAGCGGAGGCAGGACCAUGUCGUAGUGUCGCUUUGGUUUCCCAUAGAUGGCUCGUCAGAGUCCCACCCCUAAGUCAACUCAGUCGGUGCCUCCGUCACAUUCCUGUAGCUGCGUGUUGUAGUCAUAUGAACAGCGUCAGCGGACCAACAAGAAAGCUGCCUGAACAAUAACACUACAUCAGAGCAAAUGAGUCGCCCAACAGGCCUCCUCUUCACUUGAUAAAGUAACCACUAAGGCAGUCUUCCAAACCAGUGCCCCCUGAAUGCAAACCUGCAUAUGUGCCACCACCAUGCCUGGGUUAAACCAGUCAAUAUGUCCAGGCCAGCAGAAUCAUCUCAGCGAACCAAAAACUUAGUUUUAUACUGGUCAUCAUCACAAGUAUGAAACAAGUUUCAGUUCCUGAACCCAUAGACCAUUGUCAAUGUGGCGUAAUCAUAAGACAAACAGUGGUGUCACUAUCAACUGUAAUGAUGGGUCUGCUUUCAUAAACCAGGGCAGGACCCGCCUUGUUUAGCAGCAUUCAUCUUGUAUGAUUGUUGAAAUCGGAGAGUGCCCAUCCUUUCCACACUGGACUACGUUCCCCAUCUCCUCCCGACUCCGUCUUCCAGGCUCCAUCGGAUCAUUAAAGAGGCGGUUGCUAAGAGAUGACGGGCGGUGACAUCGUUGAGAGCCCCUGAUGUUGAGCAGCCUGAAGCUCCGCUCCUGGUUCACGCCACCUAGCUGCCGUGUGACAGAGCUCCGGGGACGAGGGGGGGGGGGGGCCCACUCACUUUCAGACCAUGGCCGCCUGUAUCAAAACCAGUGCAGCCGCCAGCAACAGCACCAACACCACUACCGCCACCACUGCCACCACUGCCACCACUGCCACCACCCACACCGCUGUGGGGGGGACCGCAGAGCCCAGCCCGGUGAGCGUGGAAGAACCAGCAUUCAGGAAUGGGGACGCGGCUUCCCCCAGCACCAGCACCAUCAUGGAGAAGACCCGGGAGCUGUUCCAGAUGUGUGACGUGGAGGGCAAGGGCUUCGUCACCCGGCGGGACUUGCAGCGGUUAAACGUGGAGGUGCCCCUCAACGCGGACGAGCUGGAGAAGGUGUUCGACACCCUGGACACUGACGGAAACGGCUACCUCACACUCAACGAGUUCUCUUCUGGCUUCAGUGAGUUCCUGUGUUCCCAGAGGAGCUCGGUGACGGAGGAGGCUAGGAGGCCGAGCAAAGGCAGGUCAGAAGCCAUGUCCCAGAGCCAGUGGGAGACCAAGCUGGUGGCCAGCGAGGAUGAGGAGGAGAAACACUUCUGCAUGCUCAUGGAGUCUCUGGGGGCAAGCAAUGUGUUUGAAGAUCCCAGUGAGGUGCGCAGUCUGUGGGCUCAGCUGAGUCGGGACGAGCCCCACCUCCUCUCUAACUUCGAGGAGUUCCUGGCCCGGGUGACCGUGCAGAUCAAGGACGCCAACCAGGAGAAGAGGGAGAUGGAGAGCGCCAUGAGAAGGAAAGCGGCCACACACGACGACGAGAUCCAGUCCUUGUAUGAGGAGAUGGAGCAGCAGAUUAAAGAUGAAAAGGACCGUAUCCUCCUGCAGGAUUCCGAGCAGUUCCUGGCUCGCAGCCAAGACCUGGCGGUCCAGCUGUCCAGCAAGGAGAGCGAGCUGGACCAGCUGUUCCAGAAGCAGAGCAGGUUGGAGCGGCAGUGCACGGAGCUGCACAGCGAGCAGCACGUGACCAAAGAGGAGAACGUGAAGCUGAGGCAGACCAACGAGGAGCUAGUGUCGGAGCUGGACCUCACCAACCAGGAGCUGGCGCUGGCCCAGGAACAGCUGGGCCAACUGCAGGAGCAGUCCUCACGCCUCCAGCAGCAGAAGGAGAUGGAGAUGUACAGGAUCACUGAGGGUCUGCAGAGGGAGCAGGCCAGCCUGAUUAAACAACUGGACCUGCUGAGGGAAAUGAACAAACACCUUCGGGAUGAACGUGACAUGUGCUACCUGACACCAAAGAACUCUGUGCCAAACCAAAAUUGCAGCCAGAUGCCGUUUUUAAAUACUGUGAAUCCUACAACAAAGCGGUUAAGCGAGGAGGUCAGAGGGAUCCCCCGCGCAGCCAAGGACGCCCCCCCAGCCAGCAGGCCCGCACCCCUGUGGACCCCCAGCCAGGGGGAGGCUGCGGAGGGCCGGACGGGGGUGCGCUCCAGAGGACACCUCCAGAGGAUCAUCUCCAUCGAGGAGGACCCCCUGCCCCAGCUGCUGCAGGCCCCGCCCCCGCUGCAGACCUGGAGCCGGCUGGAGGAGGAGGUGGAGGAGGUGGAGGAGGCGGAGGAGGAGGAAGAGGGCAUGGACUUGGUGAUGAGCGAUAUCCGCUCCCCCGCGCCCCAGGCAGCACGGGACAAAGACGCGCCCGCCUCCCCCCGAGGUCAGCCGGUGGGCAAGGAGACCAGCUUUAAGGAGGAAGCGGCAAUCUUGCCCCCUGACCGCCUCUUCAAGAUCAUUCUAGUGGGGAACUCCAGCGUUGGGAAGACCUCCCUCCUGAAACGCUUUUGUGACGACUGCUUCCACCCCGGCACCUCGGCUACUGUGGGCGUGGACUACAGUGUGAAGACAAUACUGGUGGACAACAGCCAGGUGGCGCUGCAGAUGUGGGACACGGCAGGGCAGGAGAGGUACCGCAGCAUCACCAAGCAGUUCUUCCGCAAGGCCGACGGCGUGGUGGUUAUGUACGACAUCACGUCUGAGCUCACUUUCACCGGCGUGAGGCAGUGGUUGACCAGUGUGCAGGAAGAUGCAGAUGAGGAAAUCCCUGUAAUGAUCCUGGGGAACAAAACAGACAAGGAGAGGGAGAGGGAGGUCCAAACUGCAGCGGGGGAGAGACUAGCUAAGGACGGCCAGUUCAUCUUCUAUGAAUGCAGCGCGUGCUCGGGACACAACGUGAUGGAAUCCAUGGUGCAUAUGGCGAGGAUACUGAAGGAACAAGAGGACAGAGCCAAGGAGAAGACGGUCCUUCUGGCGCACAGCCCCUCACAGAAGACGCGUGCGUGCUGCUGACCACACACGCAUGCACACGCACACACGGUGAAGUCCGUCUCUGGGUGUAGUAGACUUUGCAUGGACUUUUAGACCGCAAACUCUGUUCUCCCACUCCCUUUACUGUCAGCUCACAGACCCAAUGGUUCAGUCGCACAUUCAAGAGCAUAUUUUAAAGAUAUUUUAUUAAAAAUAUAUAAAUGGUUACGUGUAAACAGUAAAAAAUAGAUUAAAAUUGUAUUUUUGUAGUAGUGUUGUACAUAACCCGAUGUUAUUACUGAUGUUCUAUUGUUGGAUAUGUUGUCAGUGUUAUUUAUCAAAGAUUUUGUGCCAGUCAUUGUAUUGAUUGUAUUGGCCACCACACGUAUUUAUUUAUCAUCAAUGUAUCUUUAGCAGGCCCAAGAUAUGAAUGAUUAGAGGACUGAUGGAAAGACCAAGGAUGUACAAUGGGUUUUACUGUUUGGCAUUGGACUAUUGUCACGCUGCACUUUGAAACGGUUAAUAGCAGAAAUCAUAGUAACAAUACAAUCACUUUAAUUUCAUAGCACCUUUCAUUACAAUUCACAAAGUGCUUCACAUUAACACAUGGCAAUGACAGUAUAAUGUAAUGAAAGAAUGGUGAUCAAAGGAAAACUGAAUAACAAAUAUGGGCUUAACUGAGUGUGAAAAUCAUUGUUUAUUGAUGUUAAUUGUGGCAUUUUGAACGGCUCAUUCAACCAAUUAUCCUAAUGUUUACAUUCCCCAUUACAUUCUUAUAGCCUUCUGACUAUGUGGCCAUCGAGAUUCACCAACAUUUCGCAUCCACUUGUUUUGUCUGCUUAAUGCUUGAAUGGCUCACGAUUCAGACUUGUACUUCUAAUCAGCGCAGGGUGUUCCCGACAUGUUGUGAGGCACAUAACCCUGACAUUUGGUCUAAAUAAAGUGUUGAGCGGGACAAUGGG
Molecule: messenger RNA, 4592 nt
Organism: Gadus macrocephalus (Pacific cod)
Lineage: Eukaryota; Metazoa; Chordata; Actinopteri; Gadiformes; Gadidae
Gene: cracr2aa
Product: calcium release activated channel regulator 2Aa
Exons: 19
Coding region: 1423-3672 (749 amino acids)
Molecular function (GO): GTP binding; calcium ion binding; GTPase activity
Source: RefSeq, a predicted model, not a curated record